This is a messenger RNA of Suillus subaureus, 189 nucleotides long. RefSeq lists its product as uncharacterized. The record is from RefSeq and is a predicted model, not a curated record. The annotation marks the transcript as partial. The transcript has a single exon. Lineage: Eukaryota; Fungi; Basidiomycota; Agaricomycetes; Boletales; Suillaceae.
UUGCAGAUACAGCAGCAGUGUAUUACUGCCUCUAUCCACCAUGUUGAUCCCUUAGGAACUGUCCUCCAACAAUGCACUAUGAUUCAAUGGCAACAGUACAAGGUUUCACGGCCGAAUGCUCUGUGGCACAUGGAUGGUCACCAUAAGCUGAUUCGUUGGGGUAUCGUAAUCCAUGGUAUCAUUGAUGGG